AUGUCUGCAGCUCGUGCCUUCAGCACCGCUUUCCGGGCUGGUGCGCCCCGCGCCCCAAUGGCCGCCCGCUACGCUGCCACCCGAAGCUACGCUGCCGCCGCCGCCCCGACUGGCUCUGCCAACAAACCCCCGGUUGCCCUCUUCGGCGUUGACGGAACCUACGCGAGUGCUCUGUACACGGCCGCCGCGAAGACCAACGCCCUCGACCCCACCGCAAAGUCUCUCCAGACUCUCCAGGGUGUUUUCCAGAAGGACGCCAAGCUCAGCCAGAUCCUCCACGCUCCCUCGCUCUCCGUCUCCGACAAGCAGCAGAUUGUCCAGGAGCUCCAGAAGCACAUUGGCGGCGCCGACAAGGAUGGCAUCGUCAAGAACUUCCUCAGCACACUUGCCGAGAACAACCGAUUGGGCGUACUACAGGGUGUUGUAGAGAAGUUCGGUGUGCUCAUGGGUGCGCACCGUGGUGAGGUUGAGCUUACCGUUACCAGCGCUGCGCCUCUCGACAACAAGACCAUCAGCCGCCUCGAGACCGCCAUCAAGAACUCGCAAUACGUCUCCAACGGCCAGACCCUGAAGGUUGUCCCCAAGGUCAACCCCGAGAUCCGUGGUGGACUCAUCGUCGAGAUCGCCGACCGCACCAUCGACAAGUCUGUCGCCUCGAAGAUGGCCAAGAUGAACAAGCUCCUCAAGGAUACUUUGUAA
Molecule: messenger RNA, 699 nt
Organism: Alternaria atra
Lineage: Eukaryota; Fungi; Ascomycota; Dothideomycetes; Pleosporales; Pleosporaceae
Exons: 3
Coding region: 1-699 (232 amino acids)
Biological process (GO): proton motive force-driven mitochondrial ATP synthesis
Molecular function (GO): proton-transporting ATP synthase activity, rotational mechanism
Source: RefSeq, a predicted model, not a curated record